This is a messenger RNA of Abrus precatorius (Indian licorice), 1539 nucleotides long. RefSeq names its product cytochrome P450 76A1-like. NCBI's taxonomy places the organism in Eukaryota, Viridiplantae, Streptophyta, Magnoliopsida, Fabales, Fabaceae. Gene Ontology annotation, molecular function: iron ion binding; oxidoreductase activity, acting on paired donors, with incorporation or reduction of molecular oxygen; monooxygenase activity. The transcript is spliced from 2 exons. The record is from RefSeq and is a predicted model, not a curated record. Bases 1 to 1539 code for a protein of 512 amino acids.
AUGAUGGAAAUGGGGGUUGUGGGUUUGGUGUUAGUCAUGGGCAUAUUGGUGUGGAUACGGAGGAGAAUGGUGAUGGAACAUAGGAAGGGUGAUGGUGGUGAGCUUCCACCAGGACCAAGAUGCUGGCCAGUGGUUGGCAACAUAUUCCAACUGGGUUGGUCACCACACGAGUCCUUUGCAAAAUUGGCUCGUAAACAUGGUCCAAUAAUGACCCUUUGGUUAGGAUCCAUGUGCACAGUGGUUAUAUCCUCAAGUGAAGUGGCUCGUCAAAUGUUCAAAAACAACGAUGUUGUUCUUGCUGGAAGGAAGAUUUACGAGGCCAUGAAAGGGGAACAUGGCACUGAGGGUUCUCUCAUAACAUCUCAAUACAGCACACACUGGCGCAUGCUAAGGCGUUUGUGUACCACUGAGUUCUUUGUGACAAGUCGUUUAGAUGCCAUGCAAAGUGUACGUGCAAAGUGCAUACAACGCAUGAUACAUUUGAUAGAAGAUGCUAGCGAGUCUGGCUCGUGUGGAGUUGAUGUUGGGAGGUUCUUUUUCUUGAUGGCUUUUAACCUUAUUGGGAACCUCAUUUUCUCGAAGGAUUUGUUGGACCCUGAAAUGGAAAGAGGGGCUAGAUUUUAUUACCAUGCAAUUAAGGUUAUGGAGUAUGCUGGGAAGCCCAAUGUGGCUGAUUUCUUGCCAAUUUUGAAGUGGCUUGAUCCUCAGGGUAUAAGGAGAAAUACCCAAUUCCAUGUUAACCAAGCCUUUGAGAUUGCAGGAUGUUUCAUCAAAGAAAGGAUGGAAAAUGGUUUUGGUGAAUCAAAAGAGACCAAAGACUUUUUGGAUGUCCUCUUGGGGUUUCGUGGAGAUGGUGUCAGUGGUCCUUACACUUUUUCUUCAAGAACUAUUAACGUCGUUGUCUUUGAAAUGUUCACUGCAGGGACAGAUACAACAACAAGCACAAUCGAGUGGGCGAUGGCAGAGCUUCUGCACAACCCAAGAACACUAAAGAAGGUGCAGAUGGAGCUAAGGAGCAAAAUAGGCCCAGAUAGGAAUAUGGAAGAAAAGGACAUAGAGAAUCUUCCCUACCUCAAAGCAGUCAUCAAGGAAACGCUGAGACUUCACCCACCUCUUCCUUUUCUGGUUCCUCACAUGGCCAUGGACUCUUGCAAGAUGUUUCGUUACACUAUACCCAAAGAGUCACAAGUUUUAGUGAAUGUUUGGGCAAUUGGGAGGGACUCUAAAGUGUGGGAUGCUCCCUUAUUAUUCUGGCCUGAAAGGUUUCUGGAGCCAAACACGGUGGAUUACAAGGGACACCAUUUUGAGUUUAUACCCUUUGGUUCUGGUCGAAGAAUGUGCCCAGCCAUGCCACUUGCCUCUCGUGUGCUUCCACUGGUACUAGGCUCUCUCUUGCACGCAUUUGAUUGGGUUUUGCCCGAUGGCCUUAAACCAGAGCACAUGGACAUGACAGAAGGAAUGGGAAUAACACUAAGAAAAGCCGUUCCCUUGAAAGCCAUACCAGUCCCUUACAGAGGAACUCUUGUUGUCAAUGAAUAA